GCAGCGUGUGCUCAGUGGAUGCUGCUAUGGUGUGUACACCAUCGGCACCUUAGUGGUUUUAUCGAAGAAGAGAAAGAAACAAAGGGGGAGUUUACGCAUUGGAGAAUAUGAGUAAAGUGGACGCAACAUGUCGUCCCAGCGCCUCUCUCAAAUUCACCAUUGAUAACAUCCUAAAUCUGAAAACAAGCGGGCGCGCCAGCGACAGCUGUCAUCCCCACGGAGAGCACGAUGUCUCGACCACGGCGAAGUGUAAAGGCCGCAACCUGCAGAGCAACCUGGAGGGACCCGGAACCCAGCACAGGCAAGAAUCGGACAAAAGUGACUUUUCCCACGAGAAUAACCGGGCCAGCGACUCGGCCAUCGACAACGGUCGGGCUGCGGAGGCGCGCUUCGAGAGCGGAGACAGCAGCUGCGAUGACUGUAGCUCCACCACCACGACCACGGAACCUCUUAAAGCGGACAGUCCCACGAAGAAGAGUAAAAUGAUCACGAAAAAGAAAACGCGCACCAUUUUUUCCAAGAGACAGAUCUUCCAGUUGGAGUCUACGUUCGACAUGAAGCGCUACUUGAGCAGCGCGGAGCGCGCCUGUCUCGCCAGCUCUCUGCAGCUCACCGAAACGCAGGUGAAAAUAUGGUUCCAGAACCGUAGGAAUAAAUUGAAACGGCAAAUCUCGAGUGAAAUCGACGGACCAGUGAGCGACUUCCCGGAGACGGUGAAGCCCGUGGUGGUGGGUCAGCUCCCCGCCUUGUACAAGGAGAGCAGCCUGCUGGGGAGGUGCCUGAUGCCCAUGCCAUUGCCCGUCGUGUACCCGGGUUCAAACACGCCUUACCUCUGUUUCUCCAACACCAGCAAGUACUUCAGCCUCUAUGAUGGGGACGUAUGACGCUGUCAUCAAGCCUGCAUGCGUAAACAGACACUUUUGUUGGUGCCAAUUUAAGCAUUUAUGGCGUUAAGCCUACAGUAUACAGUUCAAAGGGUCGGACACUGGCCCUUAAGUGUUUAAAAGAAGGCUGUAAGUAGUAGGAACAUAUCACUUUCAAAUGAGGUUUUUCCUUUUUUUUUUUUUUUUUUUUUUUUUGUAUUAUUUAUUUAUUAGCCUGGCUUUGGUGUAGGCCUAACACUUAACACCCGAAAAGAGAACAUAGCAGGCCUAGCAAAUGGUAGCCUGGCCGUGCAUGGCCGAUACAUCUUCUUGUUUACAUGAUAGUCCACUAUCAUUGUUAUUAUCAUUAUUAAUAUUAUUGUUAUCUUUAUUAUUCUCAACAACAGCCUAUGCCACCAAAGAAAUUAAUAUACCUUGCAUGCAUUUAUAAUAUCAUAACGACUUUUGGAUUACAGAAAUUAUAUGUAUUUAAAUGAAUGUCAUUAACAUUUUAUUCACGCAUGUCCAUUUUUUUGUCCUUAAGUAUCUUACACUUACGUUAUUUUUACAUUCGCCUUUAGGCUCAUUACAGCAUUUACUACAACUGUAAUUAAAAAACUCUUUAUUCCCCCAAAA
Molecule: messenger RNA, 1499 nt
Organism: Syngnathus typhle (broad-nosed pipefish)
Lineage: Eukaryota; Metazoa; Chordata; Actinopteri; Syngnathiformes; Syngnathidae
Gene: hmx4
Product: H6 family homeobox 4
Exons: 2
Coding region: 108-884 (258 amino acids)
Biological process (GO): regulation of transcription by RNA polymerase II
Cellular component (GO): nucleus
Molecular function (GO): RNA polymerase II transcription regulatory region sequence-specific DNA binding; DNA-binding transcription factor activity, RNA polymerase II-specific
Source: RefSeq, a predicted model, not a curated record